Eublepharis macularius is the source of this 1769-nucleotide messenger RNA. Its product is annotated as killer cell lectin-like receptor subfamily F member 1. The record is from RefSeq and is a predicted model, not a curated record. Bases 904 to 1359 code for a protein of 151 amino acids. Gene Ontology annotation, molecular function: transmembrane signaling receptor activity. The transcript has 4 exons. NCBI's taxonomy places the organism in Eukaryota, Metazoa, Chordata, Lepidosauria, Squamata, Eublepharidae. Gene Ontology annotation, cellular component: plasma membrane.
CGGACAGCGCCUUCCGCUCGGUCUCUCUAAACUACGCUUGCAGCCAAUAUUGAGUCUCCCUGCACUGGAGCGUCCCCUGUAGAGAGAGACUCUCCGCCCCAGCUGGACUGUGCGGAUGACAAGAACACUGACCUUGUUCACGGCUCUCAGUGGGGCUCUCAUCUGUCCACAAGAGCGGCAUCGGAGCGCAGCUGUUCUUAUAGGGAGCUGCUGCAGCAGAGUGGUUAAGGGGGCUGAUUCCGCACACAUUGGAUAAUGCACUUUCAGUGCACUUUAUCAAUCAGUUGAGGUGGAUUUUUUGUUCCGCACACACAAAAAAUCCGCUCACAUACGAGAACUGCCCGCCGGCCCGGACCCGCCUGCAGCAGCCGAGCGAGGCAGGGCAGGGGGACCCUCCGCAGGACCCCCGACGAGCCGCCGCUUUCUCUUGCAGGGCCCGCCCGGCGGCGAAGGGGGCGCGUCCCGCUGCUGGCCCUGCUGGGCUCCUGCCUCUUCCUGGGGGCCACCUGCCUGGCACUCGGCGUCGGAUGUAAGUCCCCAGCCCUGGGUGAACCGAAUAGCCCGCCCUAACCGAUCGGCUCGAGGCGAGUUGCCUUGUGCUGCUUCUCGAGAGCAGAGAGCCUGCCGGUACUGUACCCCCUCCCCCGUCGGGGCCUUCACUCCUCUGCAGACGGGCAGGUCUCCGGGGAGCUGCAGCGGGCAUCCCAGAGGCACGUGGCGGAGAGCGGCGCCCUGGGGCAGAGAAUCGGCAGCCGGGAGGAGGAGCUGGAGCGGUCCUUGGGGCAGCUCGACCAGGCCCGGGCCGAGCUCAGCACCACCCGGCUGGCCCUCUGGGAGAGUUGGCGGGCGGGCAACGGCACUCAGCGGCAGCUGGAGCAGGAGCGGAGGUGGGCCCGGAGCAACAUGACUGUCCUGCAGCGGGACAAGGAGGAGGCCACCCGGCAGCUGGUGGAGGCCACAUCAUGCCAGCGGAUUGGCUGCUGUCCCAACGGAUGGACGCUCUUCCGAUGGAAGUGCUUGUGGGUGUCAAAUGAAUGGAAGGCUUGGGAAGACAGCAAGCGGGACUGUGAAAGGCAAUCCUCUCAGCUGCUGAUUUUAAAGCCCUGGGAUGCUGGCACCUUGGGGGACGCUGCAGGGAUAACGAGUCUUCUGCAGUCCAAUGAAUUCUGGAUUGGGCUCAAGGGAACAUAUAACUGGUUUUGGUAUUGGGUCGACGGCUCCCUCUAUGCAGGCACUCAGAAACCUGAAGGUGAUGGUGAAUGUUUAAAAAUUAGCCAAAGAACUACAAAACGAGAGCGCUGUUCCAUGCAUCUGAGAUAUGUUUGUGAGAAGGCAGCCUCUUCCUGGCCAAUAGACUGAAAGGCAUGAGGUGCCCAUGUAAGUCCAAAGGCCAGAAGCAAAAGUCCGCUUUUGAAUGACCAGAGAGGGCUUCUCUUAGCACCGCAGUCCCCUCGGGCUUCAUAACACAGUCCCAGGUGAUGACUGGGGCUGGGGGGGCACCUGAAGCAGCCAGAACUGAAGCAGGGCUGAGAACACACACAGAGCCCUGCUGGACUGGAUCUGCAUUCCAGAGGCCAAGCAGUUGCCCUGGAGGGCCAACACGCGGGGCAUGGAGGCUAAGGCCCUUCCUUCAUGUGGCCUCCGAGCACCGAGUGGCAUAAUUUGCUGCCUCUGUAAGCAGACCAGGCUUGCCGUUUGCCUGUCCACAGUGGCAGCUUGUUAUUUUCAUUGCAUUUUGCUCUGUGCCUUGAGCGUGGUUCCUGCCCUGC